Molecule: messenger RNA, 951 nt
Organism: Aspergillus candidus
Lineage: Eukaryota; Fungi; Ascomycota; Eurotiomycetes; Eurotiales; Aspergillaceae
Exons: 1
Coding region: 121-834 (237 amino acids)
Source: RefSeq, a predicted model, not a curated record
GUCUACACUCCCAUUGAGCGCCCCGACCUGUGGGAGGUCCUCGAGGAUACAAAGCACCCUCUCAACGUUGUCUGGCCCGAGUUCCUCGAUCACGAUGUGGCCUACGCACGAUAUUGCGGCAUGUUGUCUCGGCUGGCUCCUUUGGCACGGUUCCAGUUUGCCUUCGUCCAUGUCGGUCCACAGGGCCAGGAGAUCAUCGCCGGGCUCGGACGGUCGAUCCCCUUCUACUGGCCCGAGCUAGAGACCGUUAGCACGGCCGGAUGGCGGCCAGAGCUUCUCGAUUCGCUGCCAGCGCAGGGAUACGGCGCCAUUCUAACCGCGGGAGUGCAGCAGAGUCAGGGCGAUGGACCGGCUCCGAAUGCGCUGUCGGCGCUCUCAGUCACCGUGCAACCAGCCUACCGACGAACCGGUCUGGCGGAACUGAUCAUUGACACCAUGAAGCGCGCCGCCUCUCUCGAAGGCUUCUCGGUCCUCAUCGCGCCACUCCGACCUACGCAGAAGAACCGCUUCCCCGACGUUCCCAUGGAGCACUACCUGCACUGGAUGACUGAGUCGGGACUCCCCUUCGACCCUUGGUUGCGCAAACACGUCCGUCUUGGAGGACAGGUGGCCAAAAUCGCCACCCGGAGCAUGGUGGUGUCGGGAACGCGCGAGGAGUGGAAGUCAUGGGUGGGUAUCGAUCUGCACCAGGAGAUGCAACGGGCGCCAGAUCCAGGAAAGAUGAAAACCCUCCCCAUUCGGAUUCCGGGAGGGUUGGUGCCGGUGGAGUACCAGCCGGAGGAUGAGAUGGGAGUGUAUGUGGAGCCCAACAUCUGGAUCUACUACCGCCUAUAGUUUUCCUUUUUGGGGCCGGGGGCAUGUGACUUGAGGAACCUCGUGAUAGAGGAAGCCCUCAUUCAGUCUUGGCGGAAGUGACGGUUCUGAGACAAACGCGCUCGGCAUGGAUGAUGG